AGGAGGGAGGGGGGAGGAGAGACGGACGGAGAGAGCGAGGGAGUGAUGGACGGAGGGGAGAGGAAGCAGGCGGUGCUCAACGUCGCCUUCAGGUACCUGGACACCUACAGAGAGCUGCUGCAGGAGGAGGGCGAGCGCAGCAACAGCUUCCCCAAGGAGCUGUACCUGUGUGCGGUUCAGGAGUUGACUCGGUAUCCUGAACUCGUCGAGGACGUCCUCAAACUGCAGAGAUGGACCGAGAUCUUACACUGCCCCUCUGACGAGGAGAAGGAGAGCAGGAAGAAGCAGGUCCGUCCUCUGUUCAGACACUUCAGACGCAUCGACGCCUGUCUGCAGCCCAGAGAGGCGUUCAGGGGCUCCGACGAGAUCUUCUGCCGGGUCUACACUCCGGACCACUCCUACGUCACCAUCAGGAGCCGGCUGUCCUGUCGGGUCGGAGAGAUUCUGGCUCUGGUCCGAGAGAAACUGCAGUACAGCGAGGACCAACCGGUUCUGCCCGGAAACCUCAUACUGGUGGCUGUGACGUCAGCCGGAGAGAAGGCCGUGUUCCGGCCCAGUGAUGAGGCCGUGUUCACCACGCUGGGAGUCAACACACACCUGUUCACCUGUGAAGCGUCUGAGCUGGAGUCUCUGCUUCCUCUUCCUGAGGAGAUCCACUGGUCGCCGGGCGACAGCAAACUCCACGACAUGUCGGCGGAGGAGGUGUCCAAUCAGCUGGUGGCGUUCGACUGGGAGCUGUUCAGCUGCGUGCACGAGGUGGAGUUUGUGUGUUACGUGUUUCACGGCGAGCAGUCCCGCUGGCGCCCCCUGAACCUGGAGCUGGUACUGCAGCGCUGCAGCGAGGUGCAGCACUGGGUCGCCACGGAGAUUCUGCAGUGUCAGUCGCUGCCAAAGAGAGUCCAACUGCUGCGCAAGUUCAUCAAGAUCGCAGCGCUCUGUAAGCAGCAGCAGGACCUGCUGUCCUUCCUUGCCGUGGUUCUGGGUUUAGACAACCCGGCCGUCAACAGACUGCGACUCACCUGGGAGGGUCUCCCGGGAAAGUUCAGGAAGCAGUUUCAGCAGUUUGAGAGCAUCGCGGACCCGUCCAGGAAUCACAAGUCCUACAGAGACCUGAUCACCAGCCUGAGACCUCCACUGAUCCCCUUCACACCUCUGCUGCUCAAAGAUCUGACGUUUCUUCACGAGAGCUGCAAAACGUUUCACGGAGAACUCGUCAACUUUGAGAAGAUGCACAAAGUGGCCGAGAUGGUCAGAACCAUCAGACGGUACCGGAGCAGCCAGCUGGCCAUGGAUACAGAGACGUCCCCCUCCCACCUGCAGACGAAGGCCUACGUCCGGCAGUUACAGGUUAUUGACAACCAGAACCUGCUGUUCGACAUGUCCUGCAAGCUGGAGCCCAAAGACACAUAGAGGGAGGGAGGGAAGGAAAGGAGGGAAGACGAGGAAGAGGAAGAGGAGGAUGCUGGAGGGAAGUCCAGGUAGAAAGAGACAGAAACCUUCAAACUCUCCUCCACCCACGAUGUUGACCAUCUGUUCAGUUUCUUCUUCUUGUCUUCCUCCACCUCUUCCUCCGUCAUCCCUCCAUCAGCAGCUGUCCAGUCCGAACACUGCCAGCCGUCCUGACGAGCUCACAGACCAAAAAACUCGUCACGUCAUGAUCAGUUUGUGUUUUAACCUCCAGAUAUCCCAAAACCUGCUGUCCGUCAGUCUGGACUGCUCGUUAAGGCUCGUUCAGGCUCGUUCAGGCUCGUUAAGGCUCGUUUAGAUUCAUUAGGGUUUGUUAAAGUUCGUUAAGGUUCAGUUUUUGUGAGACGAGACGGCGAUCCAGAAGAAACUGUGACGAUGUAAUAAGAAGUCAAACUUCAGCGCCGUCAAUUAACGACCUUCAGACGUCAACACAGACUCACCUUCAGUGAGACGUGUCAUCAGGACGGUUGAACCAAUCGCUGCUUCUACAGAAGAGAUCGAUCCUCCUGAUUGGACCGUCCUGUGUGCUCACUUCCUGCACUUUCCCUCCUCUUCCUGUGGCGGCUGACCAAUCAGAGUAGAGACAAUCUGACACCGUGUCACAGAAAAACAGGAAGUGUACCGCGUUGACCCAAAUAUGAGACGAUCUGUUCUCCGCGAUCUGGAAUGUUUGAAAAGUUUGUUUGAUAUUCGACAUCGCGGCGUGUCGUCGUGUUGCGUUGUGUCGAAAACGUUUCCAGACACGUUCGUUACGCCGCGCAUGUUCUGGAGUUUUCUCUCCUGAGGUAACACGAGGUCCCGUGUGGGCCACGAGGUCCCGUGUGGGCCUUGAGGUCCCGUGUGGG
Messenger RNA from Larimichthys crocea (large yellow croaker), 2312 nucleotides. It is a transcript of the gene rapgefl1, whose product is annotated as Rap guanine nucleotide exchange factor (GEF)-like 1. Bases 46 to 1410 code for a protein of 454 amino acids. Gene Ontology annotation, cellular component: plasma membrane. Gene Ontology annotation, biological process: Ras protein signal transduction. The record is from RefSeq and is a predicted model, not a curated record. Gene Ontology annotation, molecular function: guanyl-nucleotide exchange factor activity. The transcript is spliced from 13 exons. NCBI's taxonomy places the organism in Eukaryota, Metazoa, Chordata, Actinopteri, Sciaenidae.